GCGGAUCAGUUCCUUCUCGAUCGGCACGCUGUGACUACGCAUAUUAAUCUUCUAGUCUCGUCGUGGGGUAGAACGUGUGCGCUUCUCUCAGUUGCAACCCAGUCACGUAUCUACACACAAAUCUGUUUUCAAACAAAACGAUAACCCCACGAGCCACGCGUACAAGUGUUAGUCGCCGUCUCCGCGGAUUGCGCGAGCUCACGGUGUUCGUAAACUUGUGAUAACCACACCGGUUAGCGAAUACGAUAUACACACAAACGACGCCAUGUCGCUGUCUCGCCAAAGUAGCCGGCAAACGGCGUCCACGGUCGCAGUAUCGUCAGUUGCAUUGUGGCUUCUGUUCCUGAUAGGCAGCAUGGCGGCGGAAUACAGCGUCCAACAGCUACCAAGUCCACUUUCCCACCUGGGCGAAGGCCCGGUGUGGGACGUAGACAGCCAAAGUCUCUACUACGUGGACAUCAACGGAGCUGCGAUCCUUCGCUACGACUAUGCCGAGAACAAAACCUACAGCGCGAAAAUCGAUGGCGUUGACCCCAUAUCGCCAAUCAUUCUGGUUCAGGGAAAGCCAGGUCAGUACGUGCUGGGAACGGGCAACAAGAUUGUCUUGGUCAGUUGGGACGGUCGAUCGGAUAAGGGAACCCUGGUGAAAACCCUGUACGAUUUGGGCGAAUCGGAGAAACACGUGCGCUUCAACGAUGGUAAGGUUGAUCCCCAGGGUCGUCUAUACGCCGGAACCAUGCAGCUCGAAUCGCUGGGUGAUAUUAUGCAGCAGAAGGAAGGAAAACUGUAUCGAUUCGAUGGUAAGGCCGGAGGAGAGUUCCACCUGUUGAAGUCUGGCAUCAGCAUCUCCAAUGGAUUGACCUGGCCCGAGAAUACCAACAAAUUCUACUACAUUGAUUCGGUCGCUUUGGAUAUUAAGGAGUUCGAUGUGCUGGAGAAUGGCGAUUUGCAGAACGAAACUGUAUUGUACGAUCUUCGGGUGGACGGAAAGAAUCCUGGAUAUGUGGCCGAUGGUAUGACCCACGAUAACGAUGGGAAUUUGUACGUCGCUACCUGGGGUGGGUCGAAGCUGUUGAAGAUCAAUCCUAAGUCGAAGAAAAUUGAACAGGAGAUUGCCAUUCCAGCCAAACAGGUUACCUCGGCAUCCUUCGGUGGACCGCAAAUGGAUGAGCUUUUUGUUACCACUGCCCACACCGGUAAUCAAGAUGCUCCAGCCGGUGCACUGUUCAAAGUCACGGGCUUGGGUGCUCGCGGAAAACCAAUGGAUAAAAUGAUUUUGAAAGAUUGAAUGAAUUUGUGAGUUUGUGUGUUUUUUAACAAAAAUAAAAACAGUUUUAUGCUCAAUUUUACUGAUUGA
Molecule: messenger RNA, 1357 nt
Organism: Aedes albopictus (Asian tiger mosquito)
Lineage: Eukaryota; Metazoa; Arthropoda; Insecta; Diptera; Culicidae
Product: regucalcin
Exons: 4
Coding region: 266-1288 (340 amino acids)
Biological process (GO): L-ascorbic acid biosynthetic process
Molecular function (GO): calcium ion binding; gluconolactonase activity
Source: RefSeq, a predicted model, not a curated record